Molecule: messenger RNA, 2958 nt
Organism: Babesia microti strain RI
Lineage: Eukaryota; Apicomplexa; Aconoidasida; Piroplasmida; Babesiidae
Exons: 6
Coding region: 1-2958 (985 amino acids)
Source: RefSeq, a predicted model, not a curated record
AUGCCUAUGUCACUCAUUGAGCGUUUCAAUAUUGGCGUGAGGAAGUCCUUUGCCAUCCUUAACCAAGGUCUAGAAUUAAAUGACAGUUUAUAUGAAAUAAAACACGUGCAUUUGCCGAUGUUAUUAAAGUUGCAGCCACCGACUGGAUUCUUCGAUACUCGACAAUUAUCCAGUGAUUCAUGUUGCAUAUUUCGCAAUACCGCUAAUGAAUGUCCCUUAUCUGGCCAGUGCCUACUAAUCAUUCUGGACUUUGAUGAAAUAAUCUAUAGUGCCGAAUGUGUAGAUGAGUUUCUCAAAGAACUCAGUACGGCUAGGAAAUCAUUUCAUCCAGAACAACUUAAAUUGGUUGAUAACCAGUGCAUAAAUAUAUUAACAGAUCUAUUACAUUUGGAAUCCGUGUUAUCAUACUUAUCCAUAUCUAGUGCCCUGGACAAGUCACUAAAUAAGGAGAAAUUCGUCCGGUCACUAAUUGACAUUUUAAUAUCAAAUUUUGAACUGCUUAAUGACAUCAUAAAGCUUCACUCAACAAUAACAAAGCUAAAUGAAUCUAGUCUACCUAUAUAUACUAAAGCAAACGAAUUACCUACCGACGAGGAAGACCACGUACACUUGCUAGAGGAUCACAUGAAAUCGUUGGAUUUGUUAAAAAUAGUUACAUGCGAUGGAAAAAUACUGUACCACUUUUUGGAUCAAUCUAGGCACCCCCCGGUAAUUAUAUAUAACGAUGAAUCGAUAAAUUUGUUCAGUGAGCUUAAUCAUAUAAAAUACCAAUCAAUAAUACUGCUUCAGACAAUGUACUGCUAUUGUGAUAUCAAUUGGUAUAUAUAUACUCGAAACAUGCCACUGGUAUACCCGACUCACGCGGAUGAUUAUUAUCAUUACGACAGACUUGCAGCUGUUAUUGGCAGUUCCGAUAAACUAAAUUCUAUUAACAACAAAGCAAAAUCCCACAAGAAUUCGAUUGAUCUCCAAUUUAUGGCACUAGACUACGGUUCAACAACACUUUUACCGCUGCUUCAACUUGGCAUACCCUUUUUAACCAGUGAAGUGGUGGCCCUAUUGCUAUUAUUCUCACAAAACCCAGAAAUAGUGCAAAUACUUCAGAAGCAAAAUGUCAGCAGCCAAUUAUUACAGAUUAUUGAGCAGGAAAAUGGCGCUUAUUUUACAUCAGUCAUAUCAAAAAUUGAGCCCAUAAACAUUGUUACCCUUACCAAAUUUAGUACUGAAAUUGAAAAUUCACUUAAAAUAUCUUUGAUCGCUAGGCAUUCAUUGCUACUCUUACUGAAGCUAUGUGACAAAUCUGAUGCCUAUUUACUGGAUAAACUGUGCAAAUUUACCAUUGAUUAUCUAACAAUCUUUAGUUAUGAUUCAAUAAAUAAGGCAAUCCAAUUAAGGGACAUUGCCACUACGCAUCUAUCGCUCAUUUGCAAGUGCUUGAAUAAAAUAUUGCCAAAUAAUUCAAAUUUAUCGCUGCAAAGAAUAUGUAUCGAGUUGUUGUAUAUUUUGAACAAGUUUAAACCAAAUUCUGAUGUUAUAACUUCUUGCACUGAGAUACAAGAAUUUUAUUCUGAGUUGUGUAAGUUCUUGUGGCUGAAAAAUUUGAACAUUAGUAGCAUAACAACUUCUUGCAUACUACUGAAGGAUGUAGAAUUACCAGUAUCUAUUCUAGAUUCUAAAUCUAAGAUUAUUUAUGAUAAAUACAAACUAGGCGAUCUUACCUUGUUUAACCUUAUCUACAUGUUAUCCAUUGGAAAUAAUUUUCAGAACGAAAAGUGCCAGGUUUUAUUGGAGAAAUUGAUGUAUGAUGAGAUUUUGGUUAAUAAAUACUGGGAUAUUAUUACUUCUGGAAGCAAUGUUCAUUCUGUGCAAAAUUGGUUACAAGAUAUAUUAUGUAAUAUCAACGAUGAUAAAUGCAUUGAACAACAAGUGCCAGUAGUGUCUAAUUUGUUAUCAAUCGCAUUGGUUCCGCAGUUUGAUUUGACCAAAUUGCAAUGUAUAUACGGGGUAUAUGGCAAUAUUUUGCAAUCGUUAGGCACGUUACUACAGUCCAUUGUGGAAAUUUGCGAUUUUCAAAAUUCCAAAUAUUGUAAAACGAUUAAAUCAAUUCUAUAUAUGUAUCUGCAAUUGUUACUCCUGAUAAAGUAUUACAAGACACAGAAUACAAAUCUAUUGCACUUUGUUAAUUGGAAAUCUGUUAUUGCAAUCAUGUCUUUAAAGGAGUUCCACAGUGAUUAUAUGGUUUUAGUGGGCAUUUCAUCUAUGAUUUUGGGGCUCGUUUGCGAUAUAUUCCAGGUCGAUCGUUUUUAUGAGCUGGGGAUUGAUUUGGGCAAUUCUAUCUCAGAUUACCCAAAUUCAAUAACCAAUCUUGUUGAAUCGUCACAAUAUGUCACGGUAAUGGAUUCCCUGGGAAAUAUAAAAUUUCAAAAUAAGUUUCCAAACGAUCAACUGAAUUCUUGUGAGAAUUACACAUAUGUAUGGAAUAACUAUCAGUUGUGCAAAUUAAUGAUAUGUAUAUAUGUAUAUAAGACAUUUGUACAUGAAAAAGCAAUGAAUGUUCUGCUGGAAUUGGCGCAGCAGAACAAAGUAUCAUAUUCGCAACCGCAUAUAGUAUCGUUCACCAAUGAAACCUGCACUCCAAACGUACUGCUGGAUAGGCUCAAUAACGCUGCCACAGAACAGCAGAAUGCAACCAGAGAAAUCGCACACCUCUACUCCACAAUAUCAAAGCUGAAUCGCCAAAUGGCAGUUCUAGCAAAGGCUUACUUUCAGGCAGAUGAUUCUCUAAGGAAAGUAAAGUAUGACUUGGAGCAGUUAAAGACCCCUAAGACAGCAGACCAUAACUUACAAGUCCAAUACGAGGAGCUCAAGUUCAAACAUGAAAAACUAUUAGAAUUGCUGGGUAGAAUUGAAGAGAAAUUACCCGAGGCAGUGACCAUUUGUAGGUCUAAGUUCGAAUAA